This is a messenger RNA of Carica papaya (papaya), 1058 nucleotides long. Its product is annotated as Sel1 repeat protein. The record is from RefSeq and is a predicted model, not a curated record. NCBI's taxonomy places the organism in Eukaryota, Viridiplantae, Streptophyta, Magnoliopsida, Brassicales, Caricaceae. Gene Ontology annotation, molecular function: protein binding.
GCCCGUUAAACAUCCAUAAGAUCACCACUGAAUUGAACGACGCCGUUUUCUCUUCCGUGUCUACCACUCUUGUGUUUCCGUCGAUACUUUUCCUGUAAAUAGCCAAGUCUUCUGCUUGUAUAGAUUUUAGUAAACCCUUCUAAAUUCUCCGUUGCUUCUUCAACCUUUUCAUAGACGCGCACGUAUCCGAUCGCACCGCAAAUUCAAAUUUCGCAAAUGAUUCCUGGAUAACAUCAAAACGCGGUUUCCCCAAAUACAAAACGGCAACAUUUCUGCUCUCUCUCUUCUUUAUAUGGGAAAAUCGCUUCCUGGCACCACUAAGAUCAACCAAUUCACUGCAGCAGCAUCCAAACUCUUGAAACCCUCGAAACCCAUUUCGCUGAAUUCGUCAAGACUGCCUCAAGAUAAGUCGUUUAAUAGGAAGAAGAUGGAGAGCAGUACUCGCAGAGACACCACCAGCAACACCAGCAAUAGUAACGACACCGCCCAUCAAGACCAACGCGUGCCGCUUUCUGAGGUCGUUUCGGAUUGUGUCAAGCGCUGGUUCAAGGAUACGCUCAAGGAAGCCAAAGCAGGUGAUAUCAAUAUGCAGGUCUUGGUUGGUCAGAUGUAUUAUAGCGGUUAUGGUGUUUCUAGAGACGCCCAGAAGGGAAGGAUUUGGAUGACCAGAGCAUCAAGAACUCGGUCUUCGGUUUGGAAAGUGAGCGAUAAGCAUCCAGGCUAUAAUGCAAGUGAUUCUGAUUCUGAUGAAGUAAAGGGUGAUUCUUGAGCUGGCCAUGCUACCUUUACAACAAAAUUUGAUCCGACUCGCACAACGAUUUAUUUGUCUUCAGAGUUGGAUGUUUCUGUAACAAUUCUCUUGACCUUCUCUAGAUUUUGUCUCUUCUUUCACUUUUGAAAGUAAGAUUUUGGUGUUUUCUUUUAACCAGAUACGAGUACAGUGCAUCUGCGUAUUCCGUAUGUCCAUUAUCAGAAAGAAAAUAAUAAUAUUUGUUGAUUGACGCUCUGUGGAAAGAAUUCUCUUUUCUUUUCUAGCCUGUCCUUACGGAAAGGUUCAA